AUGUAUUCCGUGAAGAAUGCUGUGGCCUUUCUCACCCUCAAAGGCGUCCAUGCUGCACUCGAUGUGACAAGUGCUUCUAAUGUUGCUGUUUAUUGGGGUCAAAACUCCUAUGGUGAUUCAUCUGGCGACCUUGCCCAGCAGAAUCUUGCUUAUUACUGUGAAAGCAUGCUCGGAUAUCGGUGUAUAAGAGCUCACCACUUCCUUGCUAUUACAGUCAUCCAACUUGCCUUUUUAGAUGUCAUUAAUGGUGAGGGUGGCGCCCCUCAAAUUAAUUUCGCUAAUUCAGGUGAUUCCUGUACUACCUUUGAUGGUACCGCCCUUCUUAAUUGUCCUGAAAUCGCGAAAGAUAUCGUUACUUGCCAGGACCUUGGAAAAACAAUUCUUCUUUCGAUUGGCGGUGCUACUUAUAGCGAAGGAGGAUUUAUUAGCGAAGGAGCAGCUAUUGCUAGCGCUAAGCUAAUCUGGGAAACCUUUGGGCCAAUCUCCACUAACACCUCAAUAAAUCGCCCUUUUGGCGAUUCUAUUAUCGAUGGAUUCGAUUUCGACUUUGAGUCUACUGUUGAUAAUAUGCCUGCUUUCGCUAACGAGCUACGUGCCUUAUUCGUUAAGGAUACCUCCAAGACAUACUACCUAACCGCCACACCUCAAUGCGUCUACCCUGAUGCCGCCGAUAGCCCUAUGCUUAAUGGCACAGUGUACUUCGAUGCUAUUUGGGUUCAAUUCUAUAAUAACCACUGUGGCAUUAACCAUUUCACCGCCGGUUCCACUACACAGAUUAAUUUCAACUUCCAUAGUUGGAAUACCUGGGCCACUACUAUUUCUCUUAAUCCUGAUGUAAAGGUCUUUCUUGGUAUUCCUGGCGGUAGCGCCACGGCUGGGUAUGAGUCAGUAUCGACUAUCGAUUCAAUCCUCGAUUUUAUCGCCGAGGAAGAAUAUAUAAGCUUUGGUGGUAUUAUGAUAUGGGAUGCUAGUCAAGUAUAUGCUAAUAACGGAUUUCUCCCUGGUAUUGUGUCCGCUUUGAGAUGUUUCUCUUCUACCAAGGCUACAAUACUAUCCACAGUGACGACUCCUCCUGAUUCUACAACCUUAGGCCUCGCUGGCACUAUUGUGCCUAUCACGCUAUCUACCGUACAGAAUUCCGGUUCUACUAACGUCAAAGCCACAAGAACUAUCAUGACUACCUACGCUAAGACAACUAUCUUAGCUACCUCGACUGCUUUAAUUCCCACUGCUUUGCCUGCUACCACUACCAUUGCUUCGUCAACAGUGGAUGUGCACUUCGACUUCUGCUUAGCCUCCGGAUUAGCCUGUGCGACUUCUGGCACUUAUACCUGUAGUGGUGCUUCGUAUGGAAUUUGUGACAAUGGAGAGUGGGUUAUUCAACAAUGUGCUUCAGGUCUUAUCUGUGUACAAGAUGGGUCUUCUAUCUACUGUGACUUUAAGGGAGACCACCUCGACACCACUGGCAGCUCAGCGGAGCGUUUCUCAACUGAAUUUGAUAAAUAA
Penicillium longicatenatum is the source of this 1506-nucleotide messenger RNA. RefSeq names its product glycoside hydrolase superfamily. Gene Ontology annotation, molecular function: chitinase activity; chitin binding. Gene Ontology annotation, biological process: carbohydrate metabolic process; chitin catabolic process. NCBI's taxonomy places the organism in Eukaryota, Fungi, Ascomycota, Eurotiomycetes, Eurotiales, Aspergillaceae. The record is from RefSeq and is a predicted model, not a curated record. The transcript has 4 exons. The coding region runs from base 1 to 1506 and encodes 501 amino acids. Gene Ontology annotation, cellular component: extracellular region.